GGCGGGCCCCCGCCGCUGGUUCGUAGCCGGCGCAGCGGCCUGGGCUGGGAUGUGAGGAGCGGCGGGUUCCGGGCUCCGGUCUCCGGGUGGCGGCGGCUGUGAGCGGCGGCACUGCGGCGCAGGCGGCGGAGGCCAGCGGGCGCCGUCGGCGGCUGGCCCUGUCGGCCGCGGGAUGAGGAAGCGGACCGAGCCCGUCGCCUUGGAGCAUGAGCGCUGCGCCGCCGCGGGCUCGUCCUCCUCCGGCUCGGCCGCCGCGGCGCUGGACGCCGACUGCCGCCUGAAGCAGAACCUACGCCUGACGGGCCCGGCGGCGGCUGAGCCGCGCUGCGCAGCCGACGCGGGAAUGAAGCGGGCGCUGGGCAGGCGAAAGGGCGUGUGGUUGCGCCUGAGGAAGAUACUUUUCUGUGUUUUGGGGUUGUACAUUGCCAUUCCAUUUCUCAUCAAACUAUGUCCUGGAAUACAGGCCAAACUGAUUUUCUUGAAUUUCGGGUCUCUCUGUCACUCAGGCUGGAGUGCAGUGGUACAACCUUGGCUUACUGCAGCCUUGACCUCCUGGGCUCAAGUGAUUCUCCCUCCUCAGCCUCACAAGUGGCUGGGAUCACAGUAAGAGUUCCCUAUUUCAUUGAUUUGAAAAAACCACAGGAUCAAGGUUUGAAUCACACGUGUAACUACUACCUGCAGCCAGAGGAAGACGUGACCAUUGGAGUCUGGCACACCGUCCCUGCAGUCUGGUGGAAGAACGCCCAAGGCAAAGACCAGAUGUGGUAUGAGGAUGCCUUGGCUUCCAGCCACCCUAUCAUUCUGUACCUGCAUGGGAACGCAGGUACCAGAGGAGGCGACCACCGCGUGGAGCUUUACAAGGUGCUGAGUUCCCUUGGUUACCAUGUGGUCACCUUUGACUACAGAGGUUGGGGUGACUCAGUGGGAACGCCAUCUGAGCGGGGCAUGACCUAUGACGCACUCCACGUUUUUGACUGGAUCAAAGCAAGAAGUGGUGACAACCCCGUGUACAUCUGGGGCCACUCUCUGGGCACUGGCGUGGCGACAAAUCUGGUGCGGCGCCUCUGUGAGCGAGAGACGCCUCCAGAUGCCCUUAUAUUGGAAUCUCCAUUCACUAAUAUCCGUGAAGAAGCUAAGAGCCAUCCAUUUUCAGUGAUAUAUCGAUACUUCCCUGGGUUUGACUGGUUCUUCCUUGAUCCUAUUACAAGUAGUGGAAUUAAAUUUGCAAAUGAUGAAAACGUGAAGCACAUCUCCUGUCCCCUGCUCAUCCUGCACGCUGAGGACGACCCGGUGGUGCCCUUCCAGCUUGGCAGAAAGCUCUAUAGCAUCGCCGCACCAGCUCGAAGCUUCCGAGACUUCAAAGUUCAGUUUGUGCCCUUUCAUUCAGACCUUGGCUACAGGCACAAAUACAUUUACAAGAGCCCUGAGCUGCCACGGAUACUGAGGGAAUUCCUGGGGAAGUCGGAGCCUGAGCACCAGCACUGAGCCUGGCCGUGGGAAGGAAGCAUGAAGACCUGUGCCCUCCUCCCGUUUUCCUCCAGUCAGCAGCCCGGUAUCCUGAAGCCCCAGGGGGCCAGCACCUGCAAUGCUCAGGAGCCCAGCUCGCACCUGGAGAGCACCUCAGAUCCCAGGCGGGGAGGCCCCUGCAGGCCUGCAGUGCCCGGAGGCCUGAGCAUGGCUGUGUGGAAAGCGUGGGUGGCAGGCAUGUGGCUCUCCUUGCCGCCCCUCAACCUGAGAUCUUGUUGGGAGACUUAAUGGCAGCAGGCAGCCAUCACUGCCUGGUUGAUGCUGCACUGAGCUGGACAGGGGGAGCCCGGGCAGGGGACUCUUGGGGCUCGGGACCAUGCUGAGCUUUUUGGCACCACCCACAGAGAACGUGGGGUCCAGGUUCUUUCUGCGCCUUCCCAGCACAUGCAGAAUGACUCCAGUGGUCCCAUCGUCCCCUCCUGCCCUGUGUACCUGCUUGCCUUUCUCAGCUGCCCCGCCUCCCCUGGGCUGGCCCACUCACCCACAGUGGAGGUGCCCGGGAUCUGCACUUCCUCCCCUUUCACCUACCUGUACGCCUAACCUGGCCUUAGACUGAGCUUUAUUUAAGAAUAAAAUCGUGGUGGUGGUC
Molecule: messenger RNA, 2116 nt
Organism: Pan troglodytes (chimpanzee)
Lineage: Eukaryota; Metazoa; Chordata; Mammalia; Primates; Hominidae
Gene: ABHD12
Product: abhydrolase domain containing 12, lysophospholipase
Exons: 14
Coding region: 448-1485 (345 amino acids)
Biological process (GO): monoacylglycerol catabolic process; phosphatidylserine catabolic process
Cellular component (GO): endoplasmic reticulum membrane
Molecular function (GO): monoacylglycerol lipase activity; phosphatidylcholine lysophospholipase A1 activity
Source: RefSeq, a predicted model, not a curated record